This is a messenger RNA of Necator americanus (New World hookworm), 651 nucleotides long. RefSeq lists its product as uncharacterized. The record is from RefSeq and is a predicted model, not a curated record. NCBI's taxonomy places the organism in Eukaryota, Metazoa, Nematoda, Chromadorea, Rhabditida, Ancylostomatidae. The coding region runs from base 1 to 651 and encodes 216 amino acids. The transcript has a single exon.
AUGGACCGGCUCGUUGAGCACCUUCACGACUGCACGAAGAAGGCUGAGAGUUUUAAAACCACCAAGAGGCGCCUGUCUCUUGAAACUCUUGAGCUGAUACGCCAGCAUGGAGCAGCACGAGCCGCAGGAAAGCAAGCACUCACGCCCGAGCUCGCAAGGCUUUGCAGAGAGACGAUAAAAGAAGACCUUAAAGAGAGAAGAGCAGAAGUGCUGGCUGAAGCUGCAGAGACGGGGAAAAGCAUCCGCUAUGCCCGUCGAGACUUCGCCAGUCGCAAGACGAGGAUGACUGCUCUCCGGAACCCGAAGGGAACAACCGUUGUAUCGGGAAGGGGAAUGGAGAAAAUCAUCUACGACUUCUACUCUGAUCGAUUCGACAACCAUGUCCACCUGCCUCCUCACCAUCUGAGGGAAGACGGACAUGUCAUUCCAGAGAUACUCCCGUCCGAAAUACAGCAUGUUAUCAUGUCGCUAAGAAAUCGUACAGCACUCGGUCCCAACAGAAUGAGACCAGAACACCUGAAGUAUCUUCCGCCAGUAUUCAUGAACACCCUGGUGAUGCUCUUUACACGUUACCUGUCGGAAUGCAAGGUUCCUAAACAGUGGAAGACCAGUAAGACCGUGUUUUUUUUUUCAUCAGACGUUUUCGACUGA